This is a messenger RNA of Leptopilina boulardi, 1810 nucleotides long. It is a transcript of the gene Nup58, whose product is annotated as nucleoporin p58/p45-like. NCBI's taxonomy places the organism in Eukaryota, Metazoa, Arthropoda, Insecta, Hymenoptera, Figitidae. The record is from RefSeq and is a predicted model, not a curated record. Gene Ontology annotation, biological process: nucleocytoplasmic transport. Bases 128 to 1501 code for a protein of 457 amino acids. Gene Ontology annotation, molecular function: structural constituent of nuclear pore. Gene Ontology annotation, cellular component: nuclear pore. The transcript is spliced from 7 exons.
CUAGCCAUAUUCAUAGUAAAUAAAUAUUCAGCGCAAAAUCGUGGUUACCUGACAUAAAUAUUGAAAGAUUUUGAAACUCUUCUGUGUGAUAAAUAUAUUCACGUGAAUGCACUAAUUGAAAAUAAAAAUGUCGAAGUUUUCGUUUGGAUCACCGGCUAUUCCUACUCAGCCAUCUAAUACUUCUAUUGGAAUUAGUGGGCAACAAAAGACUACAUCAACUCCUCUUGCUGUACCUUUUGGUUCCACAACUCCUUCAACUACUGGAUUUGGUACUGGUCAGAAUUGGGCUGAAAAUCCAACAACAACUGGUUUAAAUUUUGCCUUUGGUAGUAGCCAACCAACUCUUACACAGACAUCAAAUUCAAAUACAGUAACUGGUACCACUACAUUAAAUUUACUGCAAAAUCCUACAACAAGUGCACAACCUUCUGGAAUAACAUUUGGAACGUCCACGGUAGCAAGUAACAUGACAUUUGGAGCACCUGCCAAUACAGUGACUUCAACAUUUGGAACAACUCCUACAACAGGAUUAACAUCUUUUGGAGUACCCACAACUACAACUGCUUUAUCAUUUGGAACAUCAACUGGAAAUACAAGUACAUUAUUUGGUUCAAAUUUUGGAACUAAUUUUAACACUGCAAAAACAACUCCUGUAACAACUACUGCAGUGACUAGUACAAAUAAAGGUUUAGGUGGUUUAGAUGUUUCGGUUAAUAAUAAAGGACUUUCGCUAGGAAGUAGUAGUCCAACAGCAGUUAAAGAAAAUCUCUUACCAAAGGAAUUAAUGCAAACUAUCGAUGGCUUCAAGGAAUUUGUGAAAACACAGAAAGUAUUGAGCUCUGAUAUUGCGCGAGGUUCAUCAAGACCAUUAAAUCGAUGUGCCGAAGAUACAGUAUCACUUGUAGACUUACUUACAACAUUAGCUGGUUCUGUUCAAAGGGAUCGUUCUUCAGCAGACAAAUUAAAACAAGAUACCGCAAAAGCAUUGCAAAAUGCAGAAAUUGCACAGCGAACACAUGAUACACCUCCUGGAUUGCAAUAUGAAAAUAAUGCUCCAUAUUUAUUUUUUAUUGAAUUAGCAGAAAAUUUUGAACACGAUUUACUUCUUUUUAAAUCUCAAAUUGAAAUAACAGAAAAACAUAUAAGAACAAUGAUGACGCCUAAAACAUUAACUCCACAAGAACUUACUAUGGCGAUGGGUAAAUUACAUGAGUCGUUAGUUGCUGUAGCUGGAAGAUUACAAGGCGUGCAUACAAAAGUUCAGCAACAGAAAGAACAGUAUUUAAAUUUCAGAAAAUACGUACUAAAGGAUUCUUCAAACGUAUUUGAAGAUAUUAAACUAGUCAGUAAAGUAAAUAAAAAUAAUAUUGUGAAAAUGACAAGUGGACCAACGCCUUUUGCUCCAGGAUAUAAAAGUUUUCUAUCAUCAUCAGGAAUAAACUUAUGUCAGUCAUCAAGUGGUGGUACGAUAAACCCUCUAGUUAAACAGUCAUGUCAAUAAACCGGGUGUGCUCGAGAGAAGUUUUCUUUAAUUGUCCUCUCCUGUAGUCGAAAGUCCAGUCAAAUGCGAAUUCUUCUAAUAAGACGGUUUGCAGCCAUAUAGGGUUUUAAGGGUAUUACGAAAAAAAUAGAAAAAAUCUGAAACUUAGGUUUACAAGGAAUAGAGGUAAUGAUGUUUGGACACACUAUUUUUGUGUUUGUAUAUGCUUUUGCAGUUUUAUACUAAUGAAUCCUCAAUAUUUGGAAGAAUCUUUUGAAUUUAUAAACUUUUAGAUAUUGGUAAAUUUAUUUUUGAAGGAUAUAUGUACUA